Molecule: messenger RNA, 469 nt
Organism: Ceratosolen solmsi marchali
Lineage: Eukaryota; Metazoa; Arthropoda; Insecta; Hymenoptera; Agaonidae
Product: histone H3.3-like type 1
Exons: 3
Coding region: 52-429 (125 amino acids)
Cellular component (GO): nucleosome
Molecular function (GO): DNA binding; structural constituent of chromatin; protein heterodimerization activity
Source: RefSeq, a predicted model, not a curated record
AACAUAUAUUGAUUGUAUAAUUGUAAUGGAAGACCAACAUCUAAUUCCUCUAUGGUUACAAGAAUCAGUAUUUCUAGUAAUAAAAUACAUCGAUCAAUAGUUUUAGUUAAUAAAUACAAAAGGUCUUUGAAAGACCGUAUUUUACAAGAAAUAAAAAAUUUACAAAAAAGUACAAAACUACUUAUUGCAAGGGCACCAUUUGUAAGACUAGUGCGGCAAAUUUUAAAUGAAAUUUUCCCAAGUCAUAAUGUUCAAAAUUUACAAACUGGUGCAUUAGAGGCUUUACAGGAAUCUGCUGAAAUGUAUAUAGUUCAAUAUUUCGAAGAUGCUACUUUGCUUUGCUUACAUACGAAACGAAUUACAUUAAUGCAGAAAGAUAUGGAACUUUUAAGGCGAUUACGAGGACGAAAUGAUAUAAUUAAUAAAUAAUGUGAUUUCAAUAUAAUUAUAAAAUUCUUUUGAAAAUAUA